Molecule: messenger RNA, 2424 nt
Organism: Saccostrea echinata
Lineage: Eukaryota; Metazoa; Mollusca; Bivalvia; Ostreida; Ostreidae
Product: hemicentin-1-like
Exons: 10
Coding region: 22-2424 (800 amino acids)
Biological process (GO): cell-cell adhesion
Cellular component (GO): cell-cell junction
Molecular function (GO): cell adhesion molecule binding
Source: RefSeq, a predicted model, not a curated record
AAGAUUGUUGUUACUGUGCUAAUGAUGUUGGAGUUCCUUAAAUUUCUCAGUUGCCAGAAUAUCGUUACCUCUGAAAUUGGAUCUGAUACCUGCAUUUCGUUUUGGAAGCCUUCGAUGACCUAUGGAGAUAAAGUGAUCAUUAUGAGAGACAAAGCACAACUCUGUGUAAAAUAUAGUAAUCAGAAUAUAUUACUAGAUUCAAAUUAUUGGAAUAGGAAUCCGAUGUUUUCUUGCAACGAGAGCAGUGUGCAAUUAGCCGUUUGUUUUACAAACACCCAGAUCUCCGAUGCCGGUGCAUUUUAUAUGGCCAAUGAAAGCAGCAGUUUUCCAAUAGAAAAUUAUACUCUUAAUGUUGAAUAUCCUCCAAAUGUGUCCACAAUGAAUGAACAGAAAGUAAUUGAGGGUCAAUAUGUUUUUGUCACGUGUAAUUACACCGUGGGAAAUCCGCCAUCUACAACAGUAUAUUGGACCAAGGACGAGUCAUACUUCAGACAAAACCAAAAAACCCUCAGCAUAACAAACGUUUCAAGAAGUGAUUCGGGGACAUACGUGUGUUUUGCAGAGAACACUUACAGUAGCGGAAGGAAAGGAAUCUCCAAUAACACACUGCAGCUAGAUGUACAGUAUCCUCCCACAAUAUCUCUACUUACAACUCAGAAACCAGUAGAGGGGGAUGACCUUACUGUGGUUUGUAACGUCACUGAAGGGAAUCCCAGCUCUGUCACACAGAUAAGAUGGACCCGAUCAGGCUACGGAUUCUUACAAAAUGGGAAAAUAUUGAGCUUAACAAGCAUACAGAGAUCACAAUCCGGAAGCUACACUUGUACAGCUGAAAAUACUUAUUUCAGUGGAACCAGAGGGAGAGAUACACAGUCCAUGACGAUUGAUGUAGAAUAUCCUCCAAAAGUUUCAGCAUUUUCUAGUCAGUAUCCUGUGGAAUAUAAUAAUCUAAUUGUAAGCUGUGUUGCAAAUAACGGAAACCCUUCGAGCACACUCUACUACUGGACAAAAUCGGAAGACGAUGAUUUUCAACAGAAUAAUACCAAAUUAAGUCUGUACAGUAUAGACAGGAAUCAGUCGGGAACUUAUAUAUGUACUGCAGAGAAUACUUACACGUCUGGAUCAAAAGGCAGCGACUCUAAACAACUUGUGGUCGAUGUUCAAUACCCUCCAUUGGUAUCCACAAUCGCUGAUAUAAGACCAGUGGAGCAAGACAACGUCAGGGUGCAAUGCAACGUCAUCAAAGGAAAUCCGUCCUCAACUAAUGUCUUUUGGACCAAAUCAGGAAGUUCCAGUCCCAUACAGUCUGGCUAUACUCUUGAAUUAAAUUACAUUAGAAGAGGGAACUCAGGAACAUACUACUGUGUCGCAGAAAAUUCGUAUAUUGGUGGAGGAAAAGGCAGAACAACCCAAUCAUUCCUUGUGGAUGUUUUGUAUGGACCUACGCUUAAUGGACAGACAUUGACGAUCUCUGAGGGACAACGGGCCCAGAUGUCCACCACGGUGACCAGUAACCCGGCCUCAAGCGUAUCCUGGUUCAGGGGCAAUGAUAAACUUUAUACCCAGGGUUCUGUCAGUGGGAUUUCAACUUACACCAUAUCAAGGGCUCGGUGUACUGAUACUGGGCAAUUUAGAGUAGUCGCCAGCAACGGGAUCCAAAAUAACUACUCGACAGUCGUAAACCUCUAUGUCUACUGUUCGCCACGUUUAAAUUCUUCUGGGAGUUCAGUUUUCGUUCCAAUAGGAAAUAACAAAUACUUGGACGGUGACGUCACCAUCUUAUCGUAUCCACAGCCUAACUACACAUUGACACUCCCAAAUGGUGCUCCGAAUACUCUCAUUGAUCUCAGUAUAUCCACCAUUUCCACGAACAUCUUUCGCAUCACACUGCGCAGGUCAAAUAUCCAGCCAGAGGAUCAUGGGAUAUAUAAAAUGAUUGUUUCAAACGCAUACGGAACAACAAUAAUAAAUAUCUACGUUAAUCCUAAAAGUAAACCUUUAAAAUCAGAUCAAGUACUUGUUUCUUGUGGAAACAGAAAAGCUCACGUAACCUGGCAGUCAUCUUACUUUGGUUACGAGGAUCAAAAUUCAUUUGUUCAAUACUCGACCAAACCUGAUAGUGUAGUCUUUUCUAACGGCUCUGGCAUCAUUCCUGAAAGAAUUAAACAAGAACUUUUGCAUGUUACAGUUUCCAGUCUACAAGACAAUACGAUGUACUUCUUUAGAGUGGUCACCAGUAAUAGAUACGGGUUCUCUCUGUCAAAGGUUGUCAACUGCACCACGGAUACUUUAAACGAAGAUACGUCUUCUGCACCCAUCGCCAUUGGAGCUGUCCUUGGCACCUUGCUAGCUUUGAGCAUCGCUGCGGUGGCCUUCAUAUCAUAUAAUUACUUUCAAGGUACUACUCAAAAACUCAAACAUUAA